This is a messenger RNA of Vicugna pacos (alpaca), 2195 nucleotides long. RefSeq names its product tumor suppressor candidate 3 (gene TUSC3). Gene Ontology annotation, cellular component: oligosaccharyltransferase complex. The record is from RefSeq and is a predicted model, not a curated record. Lineage: Eukaryota; Metazoa; Chordata; Mammalia; Artiodactyla; Camelidae.
CUGGCCUGGCGGGUGUGGAGCGUCGGUAGGAGCUGGGCGCGCACGGUUACCGCGCGUGGAGGAGACACUGCCCUGCGGCGAUGGGUGCCAGGGGCGCUCCUUCACGCCGGAGGCAGGCGGGCCGGCGGCCGCGGUACCUGCCCACCGGGAGCUUUCCGUUUCUGCUCCUUCUGCUGCUUCUCUGCAUCCAGCUCGGCGGAGGACAGAAGAAAAAGGAGAAUCUUUUGACCGAAAAAGUAGAACAGCUGAUGGAAUGGAGUUCCAGGCGCUCCAUCUUCCGAAUGAAUGGUGACAAAUUCCGAAAAUUUAUCAAGGCGCCACCUCGAAACUACUCGAUGAUCGUUAUGUUCACUGCUCUUCAGCCUCAGCGGCAGUGCUCUGUGUGCAGGCAAGCCAAUGAGGAAUAUCAGAUCCUGGCUAACUCCUGGCGCUAUUCGUCUGCGUUCUGUAACAAACUCUUCUUCAGUAUGGUGGACUAUGACGAGGGAACAGACGUUUUUCAACAGCUCAACAUGAAUUCUGCUCCUACAUUCAUGCAUUUUCCUCCAAAAGGCAGACCCAAGAGAGCUGAUACUUUUGACCUUCAAAGAAUUGGAUUUGCAGCUGAACAACUAGCCAAGUGGAUUGCUGACAGGACGGAUGUUCAUAUUCGCGUCUUCAGGCCACCCAACUACUCGGGCACCAUUGCCCUGGCCCUGUUAGUCUCGCUUGUUGGCGGUUUGCUCUAUUUAAGAAGGAACAACCUGGAGUUCAUCUAUAACAAGACCGGUUGGGCCAUGGUAUCUCUGUGUAUAGUCUUUGCUAUGACUUCUGGCCAGAUGUGGAAUCACAUCCGUGGACCUCCGUAUGCUCAUAAAAACCCGCACAAUGGACAAGUGAGCUACAUUCAUGGAAGCAGCCAGGCCCAAUUCGUGGCAGAGUCACACAUUAUUCUGGUACUAAAUGCUGCUAUCACCAUGGGGAUGGUUCUUCUAAAUGAAGCAGCAACAUCCAAAGGAGAUGUUGGGAAAAGACGGAUCAUUUGUCUGGUGGGACUGGGCCUGGUGGUCUUCUUCUUCAGUUUUCUACUUUCCAUAUUUCGUUCCAAGUACCACGGCUACCCUUACAGUGAUCUGGACUUUGAGUGAGAAGAUGUGAUUUGGACCAUGGCACUUUAAAUCUGUAACCUCAGCUUUUUAAUUAAAUGAAGCCAAGUGGGAUUUGCAUAAAGUGAAUGUUUACCAUGAAGAUAAAGUGUUCCUGACAUACUGGUUUGAAUUCUUGAGUUCAUUUCCUUGCUCACUGUGAUAAUCCAGCUUAUUCCUGUAUCAUUUUUUAAAAUGUAAGUUUUCCUGGGAAACUUAAUGUAUAGAAGUGGAUGGUUGAAUUUAAUAUGGAAAGAACAGAGGAAACACUGAAGUGUUUUUCAAGCUUAUUAUAUUCAGUGUAUGCUAUAGGACUGAAAUAAAUGACAGUGUAAUUAUGAAUUCAUGUUUUAAAACUGUUCUCUCAUUAUUAAAGAAAACUCCAAUGUUAGUAAGGGAAAACUAUGAAAUGUAUCUUCAGCAAUUCUUGGGGCUGUACAGAGUUAAGGUGUAUGCAUGAAAAUAUGUCAUGUACUGAACAAUUAUACCUACUGCAGUCUCAGUAUAAAGGACGUGUAUGGUUACAAAUAGUGUUUUGUUCUUAUUGAUGGUAACCAGGUAACAGAGACAGGACAGGAGCUGGAUGCACAGUGCUUGGAUGCCUGCCCUGGGAAACAGAGGUUCUUCCCAGGAUGUGACCUAAAGCUAGCAUGACUAAAUCAACCUACUGCAAAGGCGUCAGGCAAAGGAAGUGACACACCACAACUAGGAAUUAUAUUCUCUCACUUUGCAAUUGUCACCCAAGAAUCCAAACGUACAAACCACAGAACUAACCCGCUACGGCCAUUUCCCGCUUGUGUUUUAUGGAAGAAGCUAGCCAUCAAAACCUUAUUCCCUGAAUCUAGAAAGAGAUUAGUUAUCCUAAUACGAGCAAGUGACUCGGUGAAGCUUUCUUGAAAAUCAAAUACAGGCGUAUAACCACUGUUAUGUUUGUAUAUCCUGUUUUAGUUCAUGAAGCAUCUGCCCGUACGUUAUGGUAUUUUUUUCUGAACAACAAUCUGUAAAUUAGAUGGAAAUUUUGAUAGGAAAUGUAAAUCUCUCUGACUUACUCAAGUACCAGAAGAUGAAACC